UGCGCAUCGGCUCUCUCUGACUUUCUCUGGGAUACGAUACUCAUCACUGCAUUCCCACGCUGCUUUUUUUUUUUUUUUUUAACCAUCUCACAUAAGGGUCCUGGUUUGUUUUAUUGUUGUUGUUGUUGUUGUUGUUUUAAACACACAACAACAUAUUUAUUCAAGUGCAUGCUUGGUGUUUAACCUCAGCCGGGUCAAUGUAUAUAGACGCGUUCAAACGGAUCCUCUUUGAAAGGCUGAACUGCUUGAAGAGGAUGUGUGUGUGUCAGCGCCAGGGCAGCUCAUUCGCCAUGUCUAAGACAGCGGUGAAGAAGCUGCACUGGCGCUCCAAGGUGCAGGACAGCUUCGUCCCCUUGCUGGGCUCGUCAGGUGAGCUGGGCAUCGCCGUCGGUGGAGGAGCAGAUUAUGGAGAGUUUCCUUUCGUCACGUCGGCUCCGGGAGGCGUCCUCACUGUGGGUGACAUCAUCCUAGAGAUCGGGGGAACACCAGUAUUAGGGAUGACAUUAGGUGAUGUCCGGGGUGUCCUCAACUCCUGCUCCCAUCCCAUCCGCAUCAAAACCUUGUCUCCAGGCUCCACAUUGUGCAAGGAUCUCAGGUUGUAUCUGAGUAAGUGCUUCACACCCGGCUCAGUGGACAGCCAACUUCAGCAGGUCAUCAGAGAGAACCUCUACCUCCGAGCUGUACCCUGUACAACCAGACGGCCCAGAGAUGGGGAAAUCUCAGGAGUAGACUACAACUUUGUCUCCAUUGAGGAGUUCUUCUCCUUGGAGGAGGCAGGAGCACUGCUUGAGAGUGGGAAGUUCAAAGGGAAUUACUACGGCACCCCUCGGCCUGUUCACAUCAGCCCAGAGAGCCCCCCCAUCACCUACCAGGAACACCGCAACCUGCUCAGAAACUUCCGCACACGCAGCAAAUCGCUCAGCAACCUGGAGAAGGCUGCAGAGGAGGGCGAGAACAGUGAGGAGGACUUGGGCCUGUCAGGAGGCUCUAUAGGCAUCAGCGGCGGGGUCCCACACAGCCAUCGGUCCCCCCGAAGGCCCAGGACGGCCAGCGGCGGGGAUGGUCGUGUCGUAGAGAACGGGAUCCUCAGCGGCAGAAGCGGUGCCAGGCUGAGAGGUGUGAUGCCCGAUCACUGGGAGCUGGCCUUCAGUGACCCAGGAAAGUCUCACCAUGUAGAACGCAACCCAAAGAGGACCAGCUGGCAGAGUGCUCGAGCUUCAAGUCGGGAGACCGUCUACAAAAAUGAAUGGUUUACAGACCAGCCCUCGGAGCUCAGGGGUUUCCCUGUGCACACACACCUGACAAAGGGCUCCAGAGGGUUCGGGUUUAAUAUUGUCGGAGGCAGCAGGCCGAGAGAGUUCCUCCAGGUCUACAGUGUUACCUCAAGUGGACCCUCAGCACUCAAGACAGCGGACAUCCUCGUGUACAUUAAUGACGUUUGUGUGCUGGGAGUGUCUCACAAAGAGGUGGUAGAGAUGCUCAAGUCAGUGCCUGUGGGUCACACAGUGGAUGUCGAGGUCAGUAGAGGGUACCCCAUGCUGUACAACCACGACGGCAUUCCCAAGCAACCCCCGCCACGGAUACUGGACAGCGGAGACUCCAUCCUACCACCCACCACCACCCAGCCUCAGCCUCUGCACCAACUACCUCGCCGCCUGACCCCCAGCCCCCAGCCCCAGCACUUUAGUUUCAACGGGGUCCACAGUGACGUGAGCUACAUGGAACCAGGUGUGACCUUGGACGCUAACGGAAACGCCAUGUCUUUCGCUAUCAGACAACCGCCCUCAUACAGACGCUCCAGUGUGAGCAACCCCGCCUCCUCCGUCCCCAUGCGUCCCCCUCGUUCCAUCAGAGGGUUAGCCAGGCUGCAGUCGUUCGACCCUACGCUUGCCAGCCAGAGUGACAGUGAGGUUGUUUCAGCCAUCGGUUCACACAGGGCUUCAAUGAUCCGUAACCACAACAAUAACUCCCUCUCAACGCCCCAACAUUCUCUGCGUUACGGCACGUCCAAGUCGUCCGAGAGCGACCUGUCCACCUGCACCCUGUCAGGGUCCCGCCUGCCCCUCCCUCAGUCCCCGAGAAGGCCCUCGACCUCCCCUGGUGGCCCACGGAGCGCUCACGCCCACGUCUUCAGACCGCAGACCGCCUCGCACCUCAGACCUCCUCCCACACCUGAGAGCCCCCACUACCGCAGCUUCAACGGUUUCCAUGGCAACACCAGCCCCACUGCAAGUCCGAGCAGCAUGUCCUCUCCCGGAGCGAUGAGCAUGGGCAGUGGGGUUGGCAGUUUAAGCGGAGGGGAGCUGGUUCCAGUUGCCUUAGCCCAGUGUGAAGGAGAUCAAGGGCUGGGCUUCAGCGUGACGGCCGGCGGCCCCGGAGGCAGGAUGACUAUAGUGAAGAGGGUCUGGGACAGGAAGCAGUGCAACUCCCUGCAGCCAGGGGACGCUAUUAUCAAGAUCAACGGCGCAGAUGUUCAGAGCCUUAGCUUUUCACAGGUACAAACAAUUCUUCAUGAACACACCAGGCAGGCAGAAGUCAUCUUGUUGGUCUACAGAGGAGGCAUCUAUCAUUCAACCGUCUCCCCCGGCUCAAUCAGAAGACUCCCUCCGCCUCUCCUCCGCCCUCCUCCACCUGUUGGUUCAGAAAACUCCUCUGUGCUCCCAGACACUCUGCCUGUACCCCGCACGUCCCUCAGCACCCCACCCUCCCCGGCCAAGAUGAGAUCCUCUCUGAUCCAGAGCACCAGUUUCUUGGAGUCGAUUCCAGUGACCCUGACCAUGGAGCCCAAAGACUGGAUCAACACGGGCCUGGAGGAAGAGGCGGGCGGUGUCACAGUCCCUGAUUCAGGUCUAGAGAGUCAGGGUGUUGAACGAACUCGGCCACUCAGAGGGUUUGAUGUGGAGCUGCGGAGAAAACCUGGAGAGGGCUUUGGGUUCGUCAUUGCCUCUCAGGAUGUGGAAAAUGGAAAAGCUGCUUCGCUACUCCCGCACCGGUUUGUGACGGUCCGGCGAGGCAGCCCGGCGUCCAAGAGUGGUCAGAUCCGUCCUGGAGAUCGAUUAGAGGCGGUGGAGGGACGCUCGGUGGUGACUCUGCCUCAUCGAGAACUCGCUCAGAUCCUUCGGCGGGCGGGAAAUACUCUGCGCCUCACCAUUGUCCCACGUCCCAGCACCUAUUCUUCCAGCCUUUCAGAAACCAACGACUUUGACCCCACUCACAGAAGCAGAAAGGGUCAGAGAUCGCGUCCAAAGCGUGACUCGAGGUAUUACAGCGUGGACUUGGAUCGAGGCCCAUCAGGCUUCGGCUUCAGCUUGCGAGGUGGCAGCGAGUACAACAUGGGCCUCUACGUGCUGGGACUGAUGGAGGGGGGGCCGGCGUCACGGAGCCACAAAAUGCAGGUCAGUGAUCAGCUGGUGGAGAUCAACGGGGACAGCACAGCAGGGAUGACGCACAGCCAGGCGGUGGAGCAGAUCCGCAGAGGAGGUCACCGCAUCCACCUGGUGCUCAAGAGAGGAAACGGUUAUGUGCCCGACUAUGUGGAGCUCUCCAGUUUGUCUCUAUGUAUGACCAACUCCAAGCUAGGAGAGCCUUGCUUCUAUGUCAUUGGACGGACAGAGAAUACGCGGUUGGUAAUGGUUCCUGCCGUGAGCACAGAGUCACCUCCCCCUCCCCCCUGCGUCACCCCAAGGAGCAGGGUUUGGCUGCAGUAGACUCCACUGGGCGGAAGGGGCACAGCUCCAAGCAGAAAAGGAGAAGCAGGUCUUCAAAUGGACAUGAGGGAGAGAGAGCGACGGUAAGGAGAAGGAGAAGACGGGGCUCAGGUGAGGGUGGAGGAGGGCGCUCUGCAUUAAGGAGCCCAACCUCUGAGCUGGAGGAGAUGUCUCCGGAAGCAAGAGCAAGGACGAGGAGCAGGAGCAGGAGGACGAGGAGUAAAAAAAGAGGCUCUCAGAGUUUACCCAGAGACGCAUUGAGGAGAAGUGAUGAUAGUGAGACGGAAAAAGGGACCGAGAGGGGACGGGAGAGGGGGAGGAGCAAAAGAAGGGAGAGGAAAAGUAGAAAUGAGGAGAGCGUGAGGGAGGCAGAGGUCAAGGAGCCAGAGCAGGAGAAAGAGGAAGAGGAAGAGGAAAAUCAGGAACAGGAGGAACCUGCAGCUGAGGAGAAGGUGGUAGAAGAGAGAGAGGAGUUCCAGGAGAGAGUCAGUUUAGAGAUGGACGAGAGUGACGAUGACGUUUUUCUUCCCAUUCCAAGUCCGAACCAAAAACUUCCCACACCUAAACUUCACUGGGAGGUCGAGGAGGACGGAAAUUGGGGCAUGAUGGCAGAACACAGAGAGCUGAGGAGAGAGAAGGCGGUGGAGCAGGAUGAAGACAGGGGGGAAAGCAGAGACACACAUCGGGACAUGGACCGGAGAAAUGAUGAGGACACACAGAGCAUUGGUGUCGAGAGGCCUUUCUUUGGGGUUGAUGCGAUCGAUCAGACGUCACAGAGAAAUCCCUUCUCCUUCCUCACCUCCACGCCAUCCGUGGAGCAGCUGGGCGGCCACGAGUCGGAGUCCGAAGGCAGCCAAUCUGACAGCAGCGUGACUGCUGCCAGCAUCUCAGGCCUCUCCCUGGUCGGCACAGAAGCAGGCAGGCGCAGAGCUGCGGUGGUGCCAGGCCCCUGGCUCCAACCCAGUCAACAAAGGGAGGCUCAGGUCGAAGAGGAGGGUGGUAGUCCCGGGAGGCGGGAAGGGCAGGAGGGAGGAAGAAGAAGAAGAAGAAACCCUUUCUCUUUACUUUUUAACAAGAAGUAGCUGAGUCGGUCGGUCUCUCACUGUUAGACUUUGACUCGUUUUGUACCAACAUCUCCUCAUAGUCACUUUGAUAUCUGCAGUAGUAUAAAGUCAUAUUCUUUGUGCCUUUUUACAGCUGACCUCUGGCAGGUGUUCAAUGUUCAAAAAUCUUAUUUUAGCCUGUCAAUGCACCAACAUGCUAAAAAAAAUUAUGUCACCUUUUACUGUUGAGUCAACUAUUUUAAAAAUGAUACACUCCUUUUUUUUAUGUUUGCUGCUCUUGUAAUCACUAGUACCACUAGAGAUGUUCCAGCACCAACCCGGUGGAACAGAUGCCCUUUGAUUUAACGGAUAAUGCAGUAACCAAUAUUGGCGAGGAAGCUAGUCAAUGCACCCAUCUGAUACCAUCAGCUCCACCAAAAACAUUUACUUUGUGUCUUCUCUCUAAAACAGAAACUUACACACUGAUAAAAUGCAAUUUACAACACAAACAGCAGUGUGCUGUUUGAAAGAGGGUCAAUGCCAGUUACUUAUAACUUGAGUGAGGAUGAUUUUAACUGCUAUAAACCCAGAAACAGAAAAAGAUUUAUGUUAAAAAUUAAAGUUAGCUUCAACACGCUUCAGCAGAGAAGAAGCAGAGCUAACGCAAAUGUAUAAUUCAAAUUGAUUUUCCUUUAUUAGACUGAGCCCUACAACAAUGGCUGUAAUCAUAUGACGUGCAUACUUGGUUAGUAGUAUAGACUGAAGCCGUUCACAUUGAUAAGGACGUUAUUCUUUUCAAUCACACCCGUAUCAGAGGGGUGCUUUGAAAUAGGCCAAUACUCAAGUCUAGGUUCUCGGGAAGAAAAGAAAAUGGCAUCAGAACAUCUCUAGUUUCCAGGACAACAAGGUAUUGUCUGAAUGACUUCCUCGACUCUCUGCAUCUCUGCCACUUUAGCCGAGCCUCCCCUCUCUUAAUCAUCCCCUACUGUACAGAGACUGUACAGACGUUCACUUUAUACCUCAUGAAGACACUGAGCAAUAAUAAUGCAACUGUCACAGACAGCACAUUCUUUCCGCUGCGCCACGUCGAUCUGAUCUAAGAGGACACUGUGUGACGUGUUUGUUCAAAAUCCUCUUAUGUGGUCACUUGCUUUCGACUUGUAACGUUGUUCCAUUUCACUGAUUGUGAUCAUGCAAAUCCCCUUUUUGGACAGCAGGUGUGAAAUCUAUAUUCUGUAAAUAUAUGUACAGAAAUAAAUGACAGAACCUAUUGUAAAUACUGUACUAACUGGAGCAAGUUUGUAUUACUAUAUUGUAAUACGUAACAAUAAAUAGAAUAAUAUACAUAUGCAGUAUAUCUAUAUUAAACACUACAGAUACCCAUACAUGUUAUUUAUUAUAGUGUGAUGAGAAAUCAUGUGAGAAGUGGUAUAUAGCUUUUGUGAAGGCUCAUAAAGUAAAUACAGACUAUAUUGUACCUGAUUAUUCAGACAUGAAUGUUUAGUAUUAAGCUGCUCCGGUGUGGAUAAGGAAGCUCUGUGUUGUACCCAUCUUCAGAAGUCAGAAAAGAAAAUGCCAAAAAUAUGCAUAUGCAGUGUGCAUAUUUCCAGUACUGUUAAUAAUAUUGUGUAUGUGGGGUCAGAACAAAAACACGAUCUUGAUUCUAGUGAGUGCUGUGCCCAUCGUGCCACGUACAGUUGCCUUGGUAACAUAAAUCACUUUAUCCUAACUGCUGAUUUUUCUUACUGUGAAAACCCUUUUUGCUCUGAGGUCUCUAAUACGGGGAAAAGUGGGCGAGCCGUUAAGUAGUUUCAGUCAUGCCAAAAAAAGAAAGAAAAAAAGGCCCCUUACUGUAAAUCUACAAAGAUUAAACUUAGGAUAAAACUCAGUGUGCGUCUAAGAUGGCAAAAUAGCACAUCCUUUAGUUUUUGCUCUCAUUUUUUUAAUAGUUCUCUUGUUGAAAAAAAAAAAAAAACAGACUUAACGGAUACUGUGAGAUUUUAUUUUUCUAUGAAAUUAUCUUUUUGGAAAUACUCAGGUUUUAAGCUCUAUAGAUAAGCCAUUAUUAAGAGGAAAGAAGCGACAAAGUGACUUCAGACCAUUUUCAUAACACAUUAUUUAAAUGUUAGAGCUUUUUUCUUUCUUGUUCUUUUUUGGCUUUAAGGCAGCAUUAGGAGACGCAGACUGUUACAGCUGUUUGUUACCAACCCAUCAUUAUCUAAAGGUUGAUUCUAAAAAUGAACAUAUUCUUUCAUUUUAUACCCAAACCAACGUGUUGCCCUGACCAUGUGUUUGCGUUGCUAUGCUGCACAGCACAGUGACCACACCAACAUACUGCAUUCCCCAACCAAUGAGCGUUCAGAGUAGCUUGGUAUCCUAUAUGUCAGAGUUGUUUUAUAAGGUUUGCUAAAGCUCUUUUUUUAGACCUUCAUUUCCUAAGGGGGGGGUUAUAUGGCUGAACUGUAAACAUGUUCUAAUAAAACUCCAAAUAAACUGCUGAACCAAUCUC
This is a messenger RNA of Labrus bergylta (ballan wrasse), 7259 nucleotides long. The record is from RefSeq and is a predicted model, not a curated record. NCBI's taxonomy places the organism in Eukaryota, Metazoa, Chordata, Actinopteri, Labriformes, Labridae.